Arabis nemorensis is the source of this 2079-nucleotide messenger RNA. Lineage: Eukaryota; Viridiplantae; Streptophyta; Magnoliopsida; Brassicales; Brassicaceae. The record is from the annotation of a GenBank genome assembly.
AUGUGGGUUUCAAGCUCAGUUCUUAACCUGAAGUCUUCUGGAUUGAAUCAUUUGCUUACAAGAACUAAGGCUUUUAGAAAUCUCUGGUCUAGGAACUUCUUUCUUCCUUCGUUGUCUGAUUACUCCAGAUUUCAGAGUGAUUCUGGUAAUUUUGGAUCAAGAAAUUAUGUUUCAAAUUCAAGUAUUUGUUCCAGUUUGCCUUUUGGUGAAGACAUUAAUAUCAUUCUUAAGAAUGUGAAAGUCUCAAGUAAUUGUGUUGAAACUAUUAGAGAUGUGCUUGUGAAGCACAAUUGGAUACAUAGAUUUGAGAGUGGGUUUAGUAUUGAGCUUGAUCAAGACAAAGUUAUCAGAAUUUUGGAUGAUUUGUUUAAAGAGACUUCGGAUGCAUCUAUUGCUCUAUACUUCUUUAGAUGGUCAGAGUUGUGGAUCGGUGCUGAGCAUUCAAGUAGGUCUAUUAGCCGAAUGAUUCAUAUUUUGGUAUCUGGAAACAUGAAUUAUAGAGCUGUAGAUAUGGUUUUACAUCUCGUGAAGAAAUACGGUGGAGAAGAGAGAUCUUUGUGUUUAGUUAUGAAUGAGAUUUUCAAAACUCGUAUUGAUCGUCGGGUUUUAGAGACCGUGCUUUCCAUCCUGAUUGAUUGCUGCAUUAAAGAGAGAAAAGUAGAGAUGGCCUUGAAACUAACUUACAAAAUGGAUCAGUUUGGCAUUUUUCCUUCACGAGGGGUUUGUAUUUCGUUGCUUAAGGAAAUUCUACGAAUUCACGGCUUGGAGUUAGCUCGGGAAUUUGUUGAACACAUGAUUAGUCGAGGGAGGCAUCUAAAUGCUGCUGUGCUUACCCUAUUCAUUAGCAGAUACUGCUCUGAUGGUUGUUUUCAUAAAGGUUGGGAAUUGCUUAUGGUGAUGAAACACUAUGGAAUUAGGCCCGAUAUUGUGGCGUUUACAGUUUUCAUUCAUAGACUAUGUAAGGCAGGCUUUCUAAAAGAAGCGAGUUCGGUAUUGUCUAAUCUCAAACUCUUUGGUCUCUCUCAGGACUCUGUAUCCAUCAGUUCGGUUAUUGAUGGGUUCUGUAAGAUAGGAAAACCAGAGGAAGCCAUUAAGCUCAUUCAUUCUUUUCGUCUUAGACCAAACAUUUUUGUGUACAGUAGCUUUCUGUCAAAUAUAUGUAGCACGGGAGACAUGCUUAAAGCUUCUACCGUAUUUCAGGAGAUAUUUGAGUUGGGACUUCUUCCUGAUUGUGUCUGUUAUACUACCAUGAUCGGUGGGUAUUGUGAAUUAGGAAACAUAGAUAAAGCUUUCCAAUAUUUUGGAGCAUUGUUGAAAAGCGGAAACCCGCCAUCCUUAACAACAUAUACACUGCUUAUUGGUGCUUGCAGCAAGUUUGGAAAUGUAUGCGAUGCAGAAUCUUUGUUUCAGAAUAUGAAAAACGAGGGUUUGGUGCCCGAUGUUGUAACAUAUAACAAUCUAAUGCAUGGGUAUGGGAAGACAUAUCAGCUGAAUAAAGUUUUUGAGCUUAUGGAUGGAAUGAGAUCUUCAGGUAUCUCUCCAGAUGUUGCAACCUACAAUAUCUUGAUACAUAGCAUGGUCGUUAGAGGAUACGUCGAUGAAGCAAACGGUAUUAUCAAUGAGCUAAUCCGACGGGGAUUUGUUCCUAGUGCAUUAGCAUUCACUGAUGUGAUUGGUGGGUUCUCGAAGAAGGGGGAUUUUCAGGAAGCGUUUCUUUUGUGGUUCUACAUGGCUGAUCUUAGAGUGAAACCUGAUGUUGUAACGUGCAGCGCAUUACUACAUGGCUAUUGCAGAGCACAGAGAAUGAACGAAGCUAUUGUUUUGUUUAAUAAGUUGCUCGAUGCCGGGUUAAAACCAGAUGUGAUUUUGUAUAAUACUCUCAUCCACGGAUAUUGCGGUAUAGGGGAAAUCGAGAAAGCAUGUGAGUUGAUUGGUAUGAUGGUUCAGAGAGGAAUGCUUCCAAAUGAUAGUACUCAUCUGGCACUUGUUGUAGGGCUUGAAGGUAAGAGGUUUAUAAACUCAGAGAAGCAUGCAUCCAUGUUGCUUAACGAAAUUCUUGUUGCAAAUGGUACUGACUAA